AUGGCACGACCGGGAGCCAAGACGACACGGGGGGCCGCAAAGCCGGCAGCCAAGCCGGUCGCCACGCCCGCUGCACCAAAGCCCACGGCCAGCCGCAAGCGUGCCGCGCCUGAAUCUUCGCCUGUGGACGAGGACGAGCCCGAGUUUGCCGUCGGCGGCGACCUCGAGCUGAGCGAGGACGAGGAGGUCGAGGAGGGCGGUGAGGAGGACGACGAGGAGGAGGAGUUCCCCGAGCUCGACGACGACGAGGACGUCAUCCCUGCGCUUGACAGCGGCUCGGAGGAUGAAGCUGGCGACGAUGAGGCCGACGACGCCGACGACACAUCCGACGAGGAGAUUGACGACGAGGACGACGGAUCAGAGUCGGGCUACAACUCGUCCGACAUUGAGGCCAUGUACGGCUCGUCUCCUGACAGCUCAAUACUCGCGUCGCCGUCGUCGGGCAAGCGCGAGCUCGACACGGACGAGGCCCUGUCCCGCCUGAUUCGCAAGAACACGGUCAAGCCCGACGAGAGCCUCGGCGCCGAGGGCAAGCUCUCGACGGCCAAGGAGAGCAAGGGCAAGCUGCGCCCUUCGCGACUCGUUCCCGGCGGCUACACGCGCGAGUACGACGAGAUCGAGGCCGGCUACGGAUCCGAGAGCAGUACCGAGGACAACCCGAACACGAUCGGCAACAUCCCCAUUGAGUGGUACGACGACCUGCCGCACAUUGGCUACGACGUCGAGGGCCGCAAGAUCUUCCGUCCCGCCAAGGGCGAUGAGCUCGACAAGUUCCUCGCCAACACGGGCGACCUCGGCGCCUGGACCAGCGCAGAGGACAAGCUCAUGCAGCAGAGCGUCCAGCUCACCGACCGCGAGCUGGAUAUCAUCCGCCGUUUGGAGGCCGCCGAGAACCCCGAUGCCGACUACGACCCGUACCAGCCCACGAUUGAGUGGUUCACCGGCGAGGGCCGCGAGCGCAUCAUGCCGCUGUCGGCUGCUCCCGAGCCCAAGCGCCGCUUCGUGCCGUCCAAGUGGGAGCACCAGAAGGUCAUGAAGAUUGUCAAGGCUAUCCGCGAGGGCCGUAUCGUGCCCGGCAAGCCCACGUCUGUCGCCAAGCCCAAGGUGUACUCGAUCUGGUCCGAGGCCGACCAGCCCCACGGCACUGACCACGCCAUGUACAUGCCUGCGCCGCAGCUGCCACCACCAAAGACGAUCGAGUCGUAUAACCCGCCAGAGGAGUACCUCCUCACCGAGGAGGAGCGCAAGGAGUGGGAGGAGGCCGACAAGGAGGACCGCAAGACCAACUUCUUGCCUGCCAAGUACGACGCGCUCCGCAAGGUGCCAGUGUACAAGGACCUGGUGCAGGAGCGCUUCGAGCGCUGUCUCGACUUGUACCUCGCGCCCCGAACAAGGCGCGUCAAGCUCAACAUUGACCCCGAGUCGCUCAUCCCCAAGCUCCCGUCGCCGCGCGAGCUCCGCCCCUUCCCAACAACCCAGUCGGUGCAGUACCGCCACCCGGGCAACACGCGCGUGCGCUCCGUGUCAUUGUCACCCAAGGGCGACUGGCUCGCCUCGGGCUCCGAGGACGGCGUCGUGCGCGUCUGGGACGUGGCUACUGGUCGCGAGGUGUGGCGCUGGAACCUCAAGGGCGGCCCGGUUCAGCAUGUUUCGUGGAGCCCCAACGCCGACGAGGCGCUGCUUGUCGCGCUUGUCGAGGGCAGAAUUACCCUCCUGUCCCCGCUUGCGCUCGUCGCGCCCGCGGUCGCUGCCGCGACCCUCACCCACGCCAACACUGGUUAUGCUGCCAGCGCGGCGACGACCAAGAUUGGCGCUGGCAAGGACCUCAAGGGUACCGAGGCAAUCAAGUGGGUCCGCCCCGGCGAGACGCAGCGCGAGCGCGGAGAGCUCGUGUACGUCGACGUCCCCGGCACGCCAAAGCACGUCACAUGGCACCGCAAGGGUGACUACUUUGCCACUGUUGCUGCCGACGCGCAGAACAAGGCGGUUCUUAUCCACCAGCUCGGCAAGCACGCCACGCAGACGCCGUUCCGCAAGACGCAGGGCGCCGUCCAGCGUGUCGCCUUCCACCCCCUCAAGCCGUGGUUCUUUGCUGCGACGCAGCGCUACGUGCGCCUGUACGACCUGGCUGCGCAGAAGCUGGUUCGUACCCUGCAGACUGGUCUCAAGUGGAUCUCGUCGCUCGACAUCCACCCAGGCGGCGACAACCUCAUUGUCGGCUCGUACGACAAGAAGCUGGCAUGGUUCGACAUGGACGUCGGUACCAAGCCGUACAAGACGCUGCGGUACCACUCGCGCGCGCUGCGUGCGGUCCAGUUCCACCCCACGCUGCCGCUCUUCGCGUCGGCAUCGGACGACGGCACGAUCCACAUCUUCCACGCGACAGUCUACAACGACCUGACGCAGAACCCACUCAUCGUCCCGCUCAAGAUCUUGCGCGGACACCGCAUCACCGACACGCUCGGCGUGCUCGACAUGAGCUGGCACCCCGAGAAGCCUUGGCUCGUGAGCUCUGGCGCCGACGGCGAGUGCCGUCUCUGGUGUUCGUAG
This is a messenger RNA of Vanrija pseudolonga, 2550 nucleotides long. It is a transcript of the gene ERB1, whose product is annotated as Ribosome biogenesis protein ERB1. Gene Ontology annotation, cellular component: preribosome, large subunit precursor; PeBoW complex. Gene Ontology annotation, molecular function: protein binding; ribonucleoprotein complex binding. Bases 1 to 2550 code for a protein of 849 amino acids. The transcript has a single exon. Gene Ontology annotation, biological process: ribosome biogenesis; maturation of LSU-rRNA from tricistronic rRNA transcript (SSU-rRNA, 5.8S rRNA, LSU-rRNA). Lineage: Eukaryota; Fungi; Basidiomycota; Tremellomycetes; Trichosporonales; Trichosporonaceae. The record is from RefSeq and is a predicted model, not a curated record.